AUGACUUUGGCUAAUUCGAACACUCCUAUACCUGUGGACGAUGGGUUUAAUGAGUACGAAAGUGCUCUCAAACGUCAAAAGUCUACCACUUCAAAGGUGUGGGAUGAAAUGACAAAGCUUGAAUGCGAGAACAAAAAUGAAUUGAAGGCACAAUGUAAUCACUGUAAGACUAUCUUCUCUGCUAAAUCUUCUAGUGAAACCUCUCAUUUAAGACGUCAUCUGAAUAGUUGUUUGAAAAAAGUUAAUAAGGACAUCACUCAAUACACCAUAGCCACUCAACCAUCAUUAAGAGGUGUUCCAUCUAUAAAAAACUACAAGUUUGAUGCUGAUGAGUGUCGUCAAGCUAUUUCUACUUUUCUUGUGUAUGUUAAAGCUGGUUUGGAACUUGCUGAUGAUGUUUUUGAUUUUGUUGAAACCAUUCUUAGCAAUCUUAGACUCUUGUUUGACGAGUAUGUUAAGAAAUCCAAAUCCACGUCUUCCUCUUUGGGUGGGAGUUCUAAUGUUUCGGAUAAAAAUCCUGUUGAUUCUAGUUUGGAUGAACACAAUAUUAAUAGUGCUGAUUUUGGGGGAGAUUUUGAUGAGAGUGAUGAUUAUAAACAGUAUUUAAAUGAAUCUAGCACUAGGAGUGAAAAGUCACAGUUGGACAUUUAUUUAGAAGAAGCAAAGCUUGAGUUGAAUAGUCAAAUAGAUGUUUUAGAUUAUUGGAGCAAAAGUUCAGUUCGAUACAAUGAACUUUCAUUAUUGGCUCGUGAUCUUUUGGCAAUUCCAAUAUCGACUGUAGCUUUCGAAUCGGCUUUUAGCAUGGGUAAGAAAGUUAUCACACCUUUGAGGAGUUCACUUAAGCCAAAAACGGUUCAAGCCGUUGUUUGCUUGGAUGAUUGGAUGCAAGCUAAGGGAUUUUCAAUAGAAAUUGGUUGCAAUAAUGAUGAUGACGAUGAGGAUGAUGUUUCUUCGAUUGCUUUUUAA
Molecule: messenger RNA, 966 nt
Organism: Gossypium raimondii (Peruvian cotton)
Lineage: Eukaryota; Viridiplantae; Streptophyta; Magnoliopsida; Malvales; Malvaceae
Product: zinc finger BED domain-containing protein RICESLEEPER 1-like
Exons: 4
Coding region: 1-966 (321 amino acids)
Molecular function (GO): DNA binding; protein dimerization activity
Source: RefSeq, a predicted model, not a curated record